GGGGCGGCGCGGCGGCCGGCCGCGGCCAGUUGACCUGGAAGAGGCCGCCGGCGCCGGGUCAGCGCUGACCUGAGGCGGAUCGAGAGGGGGAGAGUGGUGGUGGUGGCACGAACAUCGCGCUGAGAGUGAGCGAAUCGUGGUGAAUGGUGCAUCGGAAGAGAAAAUGGGAAUCUUAAGUGAGAUGCAGCCCAUGGAGCGGGCUUCAGUGUUGGUGAUAUCAUAGAAUCUUCUUCAUAUCAGAUUGAAUAAGGUUCGUCGACAGACCCGAGGAUGCUGUCUCCACCGCUACGUGGCCGUGUGGCCGGCAGCGCCGAGCCUCGACCUCCCGUCUACCGGCGCUCCACGUCUCUGGGUGUGGCCGCCGCCACCCAGGCUCGCGCGCGGCCCAGCAGCAUGUUGACCCUCUCCACAGGCCGGUCAGUGCUGGCCCCGACAGUGCCGCGUCGUGACUACGACCCGAGCCUGACGCGGGCGCUGGCGGCGCUGGAGGUCCCCGGCUCCAACGUGCCGCGCGUGCUACAGGGCCGCCGGCUGUACACCUCCGGCUCCAGCGGCGCGCUCGGCUCGGCGGGCUCGACAGUGAACUCCAGCUCCGCCGGAAGUUCUGCAGGGAUGGCGAGUGAGUUUGGUACGCUCAGGCGGCGUUCUCGACAGAUGGACACUGGUGGGCUGGUCCGCAGUCGCAGUGGGAUCUUCGGCGAGCUGAAGGAGAAGUCUGAGGUGCCGCUGACGCGCACGCGCACCGCUGUGUUUGGAGGAAGCCGCGCAGGCUCAGUGCUUCGGGAGGACCAUGAAGGGGAGACGAGGGGUGCCCAGCGACCACCGCACAGACCUUUGAGCGCUGUUCUGGGGGACGCGACGGUGUCACGAGAUGGAACCCUCAACACGAGGAGUGGCGUGAGCCCGGGCAAGUCCAGUGGCGGCAGUCGAGACGGUAGCGCCGCCGGCAGAGGGGCACCGAGACGUUCGGCGUCGAGCGCGAGUGUCGUGGCAACGAUCGAUGAAUCAAAUCGUGACAGUGACAGGGUAUUGACUAAAAACUCUACAGCAUUGGCAGCAGAAGGCAAGCAGCCAGUUGUCAUGGAUCCCAAAGUAGCUGAAACUGACAAAAGGGUGAAAGCUGGCAGCGGUCGUGGAGAAACCGAAAGCUACUCGAAGAUAUCUGCGGCAGCUGCGAGCAAGGUCACGUCUGGGUCAAUUACCAAGGAGCCAACAGGAACUUCACAAGAAAACACAAUCAAGCAGAGUCAAAUAUACGCCCCAGAGUCUGGCGCAGACCACGACGCAAAACAGGCAAGAAAAGAAGCAACGCCGGGAACCGCGCCAAAACCAGACACGCUUGUGUCAAAACAGUGCGAAACGACAAACAAUGUGCCUGAAAACAGACCAAGCUGCUCUGAUGAAACAGAAAGGUCAACUGCUAAACAAAAGGGAAACGUGGUUUCGAAAGGUCUGGGUGCCUCUCAAAUAGAAAAGCCGUCAGGGCAAACAUUGACAAAUUACGAUGAAGCCAUGAUGUUGUUGGGAGCUAAUUCGAGCCACUCACGAAGUCCGCCUGCGCCUGAGGUACCGUCUCUUGCUCUUACAACUCCCGACAAACCAAAGAGUCAACCGCUAAAGGAAACGGCACAAGAACCGGUAGAAAGGCGGUCUGGGUUAAGUUCAAAAACGCCUGAAGCUCAUAACGAUACAGAGAAGAGCAUCCAAAUAACAGUGAAACAUACUGAUGGAGCAGAGCAUGAGACCAAGACGACGACCAAAACAAAGAAGGUAAAGAAAAAGAAAUUAACGAAGACAUUACCUGAAUUGGAUGUGGAAAAGGAGCAUCUGAAGGGAAAUGCCAGUUCCAAGAAAGAGAAAUCAGAGCUUUUACAAAUUGGCUGCCAAAACAAACCAAAUGAAGGGGCUGUUACAAAGAGAAUGGAGAUCACAGAUGAUAUAAACAACAAUAUCUACCUGAAAAAGUCAGUCGCUAAAACCAACAGUCCUAUUUCUGGUACUGAUGCGUCAGGCCAGGUAAGCAUAAGUGAUAAAGAAAUAAAUAAAAACAUUCCAGCAAGUCUCGAUAAUGCCAAAGCGCAUAACACCUAUACGCAAACAGCAAAACCACCAGAGAAAACAGGAGCGACCGGGAGUGAAAUCGUCGCCGAAAUCAAUUCAAGCCAUGAAGGGUUGGCUCAUAAACCUGGAAAAUCGGAAAUACCGAUAGUUGGCACUGCCGAGUCUGCGAAUGUUUCUAUAGUGAAUCAAGCCUCAAAGCUCGACGAAAAGAAAAUGGAGAUGCUUCAGCAUAUGACUUCUAACCAUCAAGGUGAGGAUUUACAUUCAACUCAAAAACGUCCAGGCACUUCUGCAAAACAAGCAGACGCUUCAAAGCCUGUCGCUCCGUUGAGUCCUCCGAAUGCAGCUACCUCUUCAUCAUCAGUUAUAUCAACCAAGGGAGCAAAAGAUGUCAAUGCGGGGAAGACAACGCUCCAUUCUACAGGAAGCAAGGAAGUAGCGGAUCAAAUUGAAGCGGCUGGUGUACGAGAGAACAGUUCGAAAUCAAUUGCUAAUGAAGGGGCAGCGAAGGCCAAUUCAGCUAGCAUGGAAAACAACCCAAUCUCGAAGCACGUAGAAGCAAAACGACUGAACACUGCCAUGACAUGCGAAGAUAGUCUUUCCGCAAAAAUCUUGAGUGGCACAGACAGACGACAAAAAUCACCCGUCCAGUCGGAGUCAAGCAGCAACACGCUCACAUCUCCCGCUGUUGACAGUCAGCGCUCAGAGGUCACUGUCACGCACGCAGUAAGCGCGUCCCACGCGGCGCGUGACGCCCAUAGUUCGGAUGCCUCGGAUGCCGGCAGGAUGGCUGCGACUGACAGCAGUCCUGUCACAAAGCCCAGCGACAGCACCAGCUCCGGUGGGAAGUCAGAGCAGAAACAAAAUACCCCAGUGAAACAUCGAGAUCACACUGACAGAAAAAGCGGCCUAACCGACAGGGAGAAGAAUGUGAAUCGCAAUGCGGCAGUGGUUGGAGAUCGUCUGAUUGUUGGCGAAAUGGAGGGCGACGUGCCCUGUAUCAACGGGAAUGGAAGCACUAGAAAGACUCGAUCUAAGGAGCGGAAACUCUUAGCCCGUAGUCCAUGUGAAAAGCCUGUGCAAAGUACGGCAGCUAACGAGAAACAAACAAAGCAUAAUUUUGUAGUAGAACGAAAAGCAAAUAUGAAUGAGGCAUCGGCGCUGGCAGCAAAGCAAAGUGGUUUCAAAACAACGAAGACGUUACAAGAGACUAAUGCCCAAGCACUCCCUCAAAUAAAACUUGGCGGCGGUAAUGAUGCUGAACCAGCGCCUGUAAAGAAAAAAGUUAAAAUUGUUCGGAAAAAGCCACCGCUUAUAUCUGAACCACAGCAAAUUAAACUAACAAAUGUGACACCAACAAACAAACUGCAAUUUCCGGUUAAUACCCUUUCUAGCAUGUCUCCCUUUUUACGUGCUGAUCAAGAGAAAAACUCCAAAAACAGCAAACCUAAAACCAGUGUUACCGCUUUGAAACAACCAGUUGUGUCCGACAGUAGUGUCAAACAAGACGAAAGCGUGGGACGUUCGUCAGGAAAACCAACAAAGUUGCAAAAGAAAAGGGUCUCUAAAACACCUGAUGGCUCCAAAAGGUCCAAAAACAUGGAAAAAGUCGAAGCCCGUGAGACGUCAAAAACAAAACGAUCCGUGGAAAACGUUUCGACUGACGUCAAAGGCAUGCCAUCCGAUAAUUUGAAGCCAUCUUUAGCAAAUUCAAGAUCAAGAGCAAAGAGAAAAACAAACACUAAAAAGAGCAGUUCUAGUCGACUUGACACAAAGAAGGUCAAGUCAAGCUCAGAGCAAAGCUCAAGCUCUGAAAGCUGUUCCUCCAGCGAAUACGAUUCGGAGGAGGAGAUUUCGCCCCUCGAAAGAGCAAAGAGAGAAAUACGAGAAGCUAAGGAGCGGGAAGAGGCGCGCAAGAUUGAGAAAUUCCGUAGACGCGGGCAGCGGGCUAAAUUGAAAAUGGAAAGGCUUAAAAUGGAAGAUGAUCCUGAGGGGUACAUGAAAGUACCGGGUAACCUCAGGUUCGUGUUUAUGAUUAAGCAAGAUGACUGGAUGCAGAAGCAAAAGGAGGAAGCAACGAAGAAAGAAGAGGAAGCGUCCCAUGUAGAUGGAGCAGCGCCGCCGGCUGGCCCGGUGACGUCACUGCGGGACGGGCUGACGUCAUCGGAGGCCGUCCGUCGCCCGUCGGCCGAGAUCGACGAGUCGCCGUUUGACAGAAGGCUGGGCCCGCUGGGCGGACCACCGCCCAAGUUCCGCCAGUAUGCCCUGCAGGACUUCAGGCUGCUCAGAGUGCUCGGAAAGGGCGCGUUCGGAAAGGUUAUGUUGGCGAGAAUGAAGGACACUCGGAACUACUUCGCUAUCAAAUGUCUCCGCAAGGACAAAAUCGUGAACGAUGAAGACGUCGAAGACACCUUGAUAGAGAGGAAGAUCUUGACCCUCGGCACCAACCAUCCAUAUCUCUGUCACCUUUUCUGCACCUUCCAAUCACCGUCUCAUCUAUUUUUCGUACUGGAGUUUCUCAACGGAGGAGACUUGAGCUUUCAUCUGGGGCAGAUGGGCCGGUUUAGUAAUGAGCUGGCGCGGUUCUAUGCCUCGGAGCUGGUCUGCGGACUGCGCUUCCUGCACAAACGCGGCAUCAUCUACAGAGACCUCAAGCUGGACAAUGUCCUGCUGGACCACGAGGGCCACGUCCGUAUUGCCGACUUCGGUAUGUGUCAGAUGCAGAUCUUCCUGGACAGAACAGCGGACGCCUUCUGCGGAACAGUCGACUACAUGGCGCCAGAGGUUGUAUCCGGCAAGAAUUACAACCAAUCGGUGGACUGGUGGUCAUUCGGCAUUAUGCUAUACGAAAUGUUGGUGGGUCUGACGCCGUUUAUCGGUCUCGAUGAAGAUGAACUAUUCUGGGCGAUUCGGACUGAGGAGCCCUACUAUCCCCGGUUCCUGGAGCCAGACGCCAAGGAAAUCAUCAAAUGGCUGCUGGUGAAGGACCCCGCACUCCGACUCGGCUCUCCCGAGUGUCCUGCCGGCGGUGUCUGCAGCCAGCCCUUCUUCCGGCGGGUGGACUGGUACCUGGUGGAGCGCAAGCAGCACGAUCCGCCGCCGUUCAGACCGACACUGCUGACAAUGGCCGACUGCCGGUACUUCGAGGACGACUACACGACCCUGCCGGCGCGUCUGACCGACAUCCCUGACGACGUGCUCGCCGAGGUGCGCCAGGAUCGCUUCGCUAACUUCGACUACACCAAUCCGAACAUGACCGACUAGCCGACUUAGGGCUGUGCGAGGAUCGAAGGCGUGUUGGAGCGGUGCUCGUUUAGCGGCCUGUGAGACGUAAGUGUGGUAAACUCUUCCGCUUAAUAUGUCGCAUCAAGUAUUGACACGAAUUGAAUAAUUGCGUGCCAAUAAUCUGUUAAGUGCAAUGGGAAUGGCAGUGAUAGGAAUAGGAAAAUCGACUGAAGAAAGUCGAAGUGCUUUUCCAAUCCCAUGGAGUACUUAUUUUAAUUGCAUAUAGUUUGUCAAAAUACCGUAAAACGAAUCAUCCUCGAUUGAAUUCAGCGGCUUUCCGUGCGUGCUAUCGUAGUGCUGUUGUAUGCAACCAUCGUGAAUUAUGAAAUAACCUUAGGAAAGAUGGACCGCUGGCAAUACGUGCGAUGUUAGUUUUUUUUAUAUACCUGUAGAUAUUACGACAUUCCAUUCAUGAAUGUCCUGCGGUCGCUUAGAAGCACCGCUGAACUGUGAGAAAUGCAUCAACAUGAAAAGGCUGCCAAAAUGAGACAUGAAAAUAUAUGGUAAAUGGAAAAAUA
This is a messenger RNA of Amphibalanus amphitrite, 5864 nucleotides long. Its product is annotated as mucin-19-like. Gene Ontology annotation, molecular function: ATP binding; protein serine/threonine kinase activity. The transcript is spliced from 10 exons. Gene Ontology annotation, biological process: protein phosphorylation. The record is from RefSeq and is a predicted model, not a curated record. NCBI's taxonomy places the organism in Eukaryota, Metazoa, Arthropoda, Thecostraca, Balanomorpha, Balanidae. Bases 271 to 5325 code for a protein of 1684 amino acids.